This is a messenger RNA of Iphiclides podalirius (scarce swallowtail), 255 nucleotides long. NCBI's taxonomy places the organism in Eukaryota, Metazoa, Arthropoda, Insecta, Lepidoptera, Papilionidae. The record is from the annotation of a GenBank genome assembly.
AUGGUCCGGUACAAAAACGAGGACUGCCUGCUGACGCUUUUGUCGCUGCUCUGCGACCAGAAGCCUUUGAAAGGCACGCGGACCGGAAGGGGGGACCGGCAGUCGGCCGCGGCACGCGUCCCGUGCCGUGUUUACACCGCAAACAGUCCGCGUCGCACCGCCUACCGCCGCAACGACACUGGCCCGUUUGUGCCUCGCGCCAAAACAAACGCGACAACCCUAGCCGGCGAACGCCCAGUGAUGCGAGCGCAGCGC